This is a messenger RNA of Ochotona princeps (American pika), 1551 nucleotides long. RefSeq names its product solute carrier family 2 member 7 (gene SLC2A7). The transcript is spliced from 12 exons. Gene Ontology annotation, biological process: monosaccharide transmembrane transport. Lineage: Eukaryota; Metazoa; Chordata; Mammalia; Lagomorpha; Ochotonidae. Gene Ontology annotation, molecular function: hexose transmembrane transporter activity. The record is from RefSeq and is a predicted model, not a curated record. Gene Ontology annotation, cellular component: membrane. The coding region runs from base 1 to 1551 and encodes 516 amino acids.
AUGGAGAGCCAAGAGGGCAAGCCCCCACUCCCCACCACAGCCAGGGUUCGGCAGCUCCAGCCCACCCUGGUGCUGACCACCCUGAGCGCAGCCUUCGGCUCAGCCUUCCAAUAUGGCUAUAACAUCGCUGUGGUCAACACGCCACACCAGGUCCUAAAGGCGUUUUACAACGAAACCUAUUUCGAGCGACAGGGAAGGUUCAUGGACGAGAGGACCCUGCUGCUCCUGUGGUCCUGCACCGUGUCCAUGUUUCCUCUGGGUGGUCUGUUGGGGUCAUGGAUCGUUGGCCCAAUGGUGGACACAUGUGGCAGGAGGGGGACACUCCUGAUCAACAACAUCUUUGCCAUUGUCCCUGCCAUCCUGAUGGGCGUCAGCAAAGUGGCCCGGGCAUUCGAGCUCAUCAUCUUUUCCCGAGUGCUGCUGGGAGUCUGUGCAGGCGUCUCCUACAGUGCUGUGCCCAUGUACCUGGGAGAACUGGCUCCCAAGCAGCUGCGGGGCACCGUGGGCACCAUGACCGAGGUGUUCGUCAUCGUGGGCGUCUUCCUGGCACAGAUUUUCAGCCUCCAGGCAAUCCUGGGCAACGAAUCAGGCUGGCCCGUGCUCCUGGCCGUCACUGGGAUCCCCGCAGUACUGCAGCUCCUGUCGCUGCCCUUCUUCCCGGAGAGUCCCCGCUACACGCUGAUCCAGAAAGGAGAUGAGGAGGCCGCCCGGCGAGCUCUGCGGAAGCUGAGAGGCCGUGCGGCUGCUGCCGCGGUGGAGGAGGAGCUGGACGACAUGCGGGAGGAAGAGAGGGCCGAGCAAGCCGAGGGCCACCUGUCAGUGCUCAACCUGUUCACCUUCCGGCCCCUGCGCUGGCAGCUCAUCUCUGUCAUCGUGCUCAUGGCGGGCCAGCAGCUGUCAGGGAUCAACGCGAUUAAUUACUAUGCAGACACCAUCUACACAGCAGCCGGUGUGGCCGCCUCUCACUCCCAGUACGUGACGGUGGGGGCCGGCGUGGUCAACAUUGUGAUGACCAUCAUCUCGGCAGUGGCUGUGGAGCGCCUGGGACGGCGGCUGCUCCUGUUGGUGGGUUAUGGUGUCUGUGGCUGCACCUGCCUGGGGCUCACCGUGGCGCUCCGCUUCCAGAGCGCGGUGGCUGAGCUGUCCUAUCUGGGCGUGUUCUGUGUUUUUGCUUACAUCGCGGGACACUCCAUCGGGCCCAGUCCCGUGCCCUCGGUGGUGCGGACGGAGAUCUUCCUGCAGUCCUCCCGGCCCGCCGCGUUCGUGGUGGACGGCACCGUGCAUUGGCUCACCAACUUCAUCAUAGGCUUCGUCUUCCCGUCUGUGCAGGAGGCCAUCGGCGCCUACAGCUUCAUCAUCUUUGCCGGCGUCUGCCUGCUUACCGCCGUGUUCAUCUACCUGGUUCUCCCUGAGACCAAGGGCCGGACAUUCGUGGAAAUCAACCGCGGCUUUGCCAAGAGGAAUGGGGUGGAAAUCCCGGAGAAGAAAGAGGAAGUUGAAGGAGCCCAUCCCACUGGGCCCUCCGCGACGGUGAAGGAAACUUCCUUUUGA